AUGUUACCCACCCACAGCAAGCCAGCGCAAACGGAGCAAUCAACGUCAGUUAGGCACUAUUUCAUCAAGAGCUCUGACAUUCUGAACCAAUCGCUUCAGAUCACAGUUGAAGAUGAGAAUGGCAGCGUAUGGUACAAGGCUCGAGAUGUGACCGACCACGAGAUUGUCGAUAGCGUUAUAGACUCGAAGACCAAUGCAAUCAAGUGGACGAUUCAUCAACCGAGACGGCGUGGAUGGUAUCUUCGAUUACGAUCUCCUGCCUUUCCACCAGGCGCAUGUAUCUCUCUCCUUCCACCUCCUUCAUCCACUGGAGAGCCUAUUUUGAUGUUUGGAUGCCAAACUAUUGAUCCAGCGUCCGUUCCACCCCCCGUCGCCAACCGAUUCUCGUCGGACCACUCUUAUCCGCCCUCCCGAACAUCUACUUCAUCACAAACUUCACUACCGCCCGCGAAUGCGACGCCGAAAAGCCCGCUCUCCCGUCCUCCUUACCCACGGGACGGAGAUAGCGAAGCGACGCUCACAGAGAUCCAAGAGCGCACCGUAUCGAUAUCACUAGACGACGAAAGUGCACCUGGACAAGAUAUUGGCGAACGAGAGACGUCUUAUAGUACGACUGCUCUUCCAUCAUCACAACCAAGACCACCGAGCUCCAACCCCAUCCAAAGGGCAUCUCCACAACUCAGAUGGCACGUUACACAUUACACACUACGUCCAGGACAACCCACAACGGGCGUACUAGCCGGGACGCAUCACCAUCCACACCUCGUCCACCCACCCUCGCACGCACCGCAAACUUCCUUCCUCCACCGCGCACUCGCACCACUCGCAAAUCUCUCACACGCAGCAACAGGAAGUACGGCGCACCAUUUUAUCGUCCAGCCCUCUCCUCCUCCUCCACAGACAACAACGCCCCACGCGUCGGGAGCGUCUCCCAACCCGUCUACGAUUCCAGCAAACAAGGAUAAGCGUGGAACGAGUUUGGAUGUGGAUAGGAAGAGUGAUAGAGGCGAGGGAGUGGCUGCUGCACUCGCAGACCCGACGAACCGCUCACCAGAUCCGUCGACUUCACCACAGACAAACCCAUCCUCUCAACCGCACCAUCUGCGCAAUCGAUAA
Molecule: messenger RNA, 1116 nt
Organism: Serendipita indica DSM 11827
Lineage: Eukaryota; Fungi; Basidiomycota; Agaricomycetes; Sebacinales; Serendipitaceae
Source: the annotation of a GenBank genome assembly